UAUAUCUAUAUGCGAGAGCAAGAAGGCUUUGCCAGGAGAAAAAAAAUGAAAAAAAUGGAAAGAAAGAAAGAUGAAUGAGAAGGAGGAGACGAAGAGGAAGAUGGUGAAAAAUCUCCUUCCCAACAAACAGAUUGUGUUGAAUCAGUCUGUGAGUGGGUACCCCAAAGAGAGUGACUUUGGGUUGAGAUCAUCUUUCAUCGACUGCAGCCUUUCCCGUGAUUCCUCACCGGCUGUGCUUCUGAAGAACCUAUACCUCUCUUGUGAUCCUUACAUGCGCCACCGCAUGUCCGAUCAGGUCGCUCAUCCCGGGACUAUUAUCCAGUCCUUCACUCCUGGUUCUGUCCUUGUGGGAUAUGGUGUGUCCAAGGUCAUGGAGUCCACACAUCCAAGGUUCAAGGAAGGUGACUUUGUUUGGGGGAUGAUUGGGUGGGAGGAGUACAGUUUGAUCACUACCCCGGACAGGCUAAACAAGAUCAGUUUUACUGAUGUGCCCCUCUCAUACUAUGCUGGCAUUUUGGGAAUGCCGGGAAUUGCAGCUUACGUUGGAUUUCACAAAAUAUGUUAUCCAAAGGAACGCGAUUGUGUCUAUGUUUCUUCUGCAGCAGGAGGAGUUGGUCAACUUGUUGGACAAUUUGCGAAAAUGAUCGGCUGCUAUGUGGUUGGAAGUGCAAGCACUAAAGAGAAAGUUGAACUCUUAAAGCAAAAGAUGGGAUUUGAUGAAGCGUUCAACUAUAAGGAGGAAAAUUUAGGUUCAGCAUUAAGGAAGUACUUCCCCGAAGGCAUUGACAUUUACUUCGACAAUGUUGGUGGUCGCAUGCUUGAUGAAGUUAUUUUGCAGAUGAAAGCUCAUGGCCGCAUCGCACUCUGCGGUAUGAUUUCACAAUACAAUCUUCACGAACCAGAGGGUGUGCACAAUUUGUUUAGCCUCAUCCUGAAGCUGAUUGAGAUGAAAGGGUUUGUGGAGACCGAUUUCGUUAACGUGUAUCCAGAGUUUUGUAUCAAAUACUUGCGGCAAGGGAAGUUGGUCUAUGUUGAAGAUGUUGCUCAAGCGAUAGAGAAUGCCCCCGCUGCACUGGUCGGAAUUUUCUAUGGCCGGAAUUUUGGGAAGCAGGUCGUUUAUAUUGCUAAUGAAUAAGAUUCCUCACUCAAUGUAUUAGUUGAUGGGAGUUUUUUUCUUACUAGAGCAACGGUGAACAUUUGAUUGGAUAAACUUGUUUUAGUACAAUGUCAUUUUAAUUUACAACAUAAUAUGUUAGAUAUCCAAGUGUAAAUAAAUAAAUUUUGAUGA
Molecule: messenger RNA, 1288 nt
Organism: Pyrus x bretschneideri (Chinese white pear)
Lineage: Eukaryota; Viridiplantae; Streptophyta; Magnoliopsida; Rosales; Rosaceae
Product: 2-alkenal reductase (NADP(+)-dependent)-like
Exons: 1
Coding region: 71-1135 (354 amino acids)
Molecular function (GO): 2-alkenal reductase [NAD(P)H] activity
Source: RefSeq, a predicted model, not a curated record